Hymenoscyphus albidus is the source of this 771-nucleotide messenger RNA. The record is from the annotation of a GenBank genome assembly. NCBI's taxonomy places the organism in Eukaryota, Fungi, Ascomycota, Leotiomycetes, Helotiales, Helotiaceae.
CCUACUUCUCUACCUUUGUCUCCCUCUCUUCUCCAAUAAAGAUCUAUCAAUCCACGAUCCAUUGUUCCAAACAUCUUCAUACCAAACCACCAAGAGUCUACAAAUCAACCAAAAUGCCUUUCACCGCUUCCGAUAUCUGCAAGAUUAUCUUGGCCGUCCUUCUGCCACCUCUAGGAGUGUUCCUUGAGCGCGGAUGCGGAGCUGAUUUUUUGAUCAACAUUCUGUUGACAUGUCUUGGUGUAAGUUAUCGCGAUGUCUGUCUUCAUUGCGCAAAUACUAAUCCCGUUUACAGUACAUUCCCGGUAUCGUUCACGCGCUUUACAUUAUUCUGAAGUAUUGAUCAAAUCGUAAGUACCUCGAUCCCUGGUUUGGCAGCUACGCCACAGUCCGGGGAAUCCCUGACCUCAUAUCAACAUGAGGCUAACACAACAUCAACAGAAUGCUGUCAGAACCUUGAAAGUCAAUGAACAAUAUCUUGACAGAUCGGCUCUUCAAUCCUCACUUUUCAUGAUUAAUGACCGACAAGAUCCGACACCCAUACCUCUUGUCCACCUCACGAACUCUCCGGCUUUAGCGCCUGCAUCGUCAUCCCACCUCUCCUCUUUCUGUAACUUGGCACGGAUAUUCCGGAUCCAAUGAUAUCCGUAAAACUGCCGCCGAGCAUAGUUGUCCCAACCACAAAUGGAAUAUAGAUCGAGAUUGGAGGAAACGAGCAGGGGUUUUAAUUUUUCUCUUACGAUUGAUGCAUACUGGGGGGAACGAUUUCUGCGU